AUGAGCGGCGGUGGUGAGGGCGGAGACGGAGAGCAUACCGGUCGUAGGGGGUUAUUUGAGCCCGUGGGCAGGGUUGACAGGCAUGCUGAAGCCCUGGCGGGAUCUGGGGCCUGGCGGUCGAUGGGGGGAGCAUUUUGGUGGAUUUGGCUCUCCAGCCGCGAUCUGGAGAACGGGCUUCGAGGUCGUGAGGAUCGGCUGUGCGAGGGUCAGCGCACCUGCGUCAAGUCGAUUGUGGCGCCAGCUCGGUCGAGACCCAGCGCCGUUGCCAGGCCAGGUUGCUCAUCGACGAUGCGGCCGUCAGCGCGUCGAUGCCCGCGAUCUCCUCCACCGCGAUGCGUGGCCACACUGUGGUUUGUACGGCUUCAACGUCCCAUCGGCGCCAUCUUUCAUCAGUCAAGCACGGCACUCUGUCUCCGGACUUCAGCCCUGCAGCAUCAACGCUCGGCUGCAACCGCACAAGCGCCCCUAAAGCAGCGCGAUCGGCCCUGCGAGCCGACUGGCGCACCCUUUGCGGCCCGCGAGGCUGGUGCAGCGCGUCCAAUCAGCACGGCGGGGCCAGCUGCUUCACGACGUAUGAGGUCAUCGCCCCAGAAAGGACUCCGGCCAAGGCUUCAUCUGCUCGUUGUGCGCGUUGUGCCCGUGGUGCCCGUGCCGUCGAAGGCCGCCGUGGGCCCUGAUACUCGCGUCAGGGAAGCCGGGAGAUGCGCGUCCCUGCACAGAUCGAGAAACACGAGGCCAUCGGCACACACCGCCAUCCGUGAGGGGCCUGCGCGUGCCCGCUGUGCAGAGAAACUUCGCGAAAGACGCCGCCAUGACUUGCGCAUACCGCCCCAGCCUGCCUCUUUGGUGCUCAACGAUGCGGCUGCACACGCUCUGCCAUUGGUGAGGGUGCUGAGGGGUCUCCUAGCGGCGCACAGCAUCGUUCGAUUGCGGAUGAAUUCGCUUUACUGGCCCUGA
Mytilinidion resinicola is the source of this 957-nucleotide messenger RNA. RefSeq lists its product as uncharacterized. The transcript has a single exon. NCBI's taxonomy places the organism in Eukaryota, Fungi, Ascomycota, Dothideomycetes, Mytilinidiales, Mytilinidiaceae. The record is from RefSeq and is a predicted model, not a curated record. Bases 1 to 957 code for a protein of 318 amino acids.